Molecule: messenger RNA, 2256 nt
Organism: Manihot esculenta (cassava)
Lineage: Eukaryota; Viridiplantae; Streptophyta; Magnoliopsida; Malpighiales; Euphorbiaceae
Exons: 2
Coding region: 329-1999 (556 amino acids)
Biological process (GO): sesquiterpene biosynthetic process
Molecular function (GO): cyclase activity
Source: RefSeq, a predicted model, not a curated record
ACGUUUAGACUCCCUCCGCGGUCCAAAAAGGCCUCCUCACCUUAUCCUUGCCUACCCCACUUGUCUUUUGAAGGAAACUCCUCCUCGUCUUAGGAUCCUACAACACAUGCUGAGCUAAGUAUGCGGAAUACUGAACUAACUCAUCUUUCUCGGAGGCAAAAUAGCCCUACAGAUCAACACUUGUUCAGCCUCUCCCUCUCUCAUGUUUCUCUCUCAAUCCAGAGGUUUCAAUGAAAUUGCAUUUGGACUACUUCCGCACAUUCGUAAGAUGUCAAUUCUGAUGACAUCCCUGUAAUAUUGCUUGACAAACUUCAAUUUGAGUGAGAGAAUGGAUUCGGUUGAUAAUGGAAAUCAAAAAGGGGAAACCGAUGACUCUAAUGCUGCUAAAUCCCAGACUCAAAAACCUGCCAACGUUUCAGCAUCUAGAGGGACCCUCUUGAGCAAUGCAAAUCCUCGAGGGAAGCUUCAAGACAAGUUGGCUGCCCUUCCCAAUAGAAUAAAUUUCCUUAAGUUUGGCUCUGCAACUGCCAAAUUCAAGAGAUUGGCUCGGGAUAGAGAUGAGAUGUCACGCUCCGUAGCAACUUCUUCAAGUUGCCAUGGUUUUGUUGAACGCAUCAAUGGGGUUUUUGGUCAGAAGAUUGAUUGGAAUUCUCUAAUGAAAAUGAGCAGAGAAUGGAUCUGGGAUCCAAUGAAUUUGGCCCUCCUAGCGUGGAUCAUUUGUGUUGCUAUUUCAGGUGCAAUUCUGUUCCUAGUCAUGACCGGAAUGUUAAAUGCUGUACUGCCAAAAAAAUCACAGAGAGAUGCAUGGUUUGAAGUAAAUAAUCAAAUACUCAAUGCAUUGUUUACUCUUAUGUGUCUUUACCAACAUCCGAAGCGAGUUUACCACCUUGUACUUCUGUGUAGGUGGAAACCGGAGGACAUUGCGAAACUCAGAAAUAUUUACUGCAAGAAUGGGACCUACAAGCCCCAUGAAUGGGCACACAUGAUGGUGGUUGUUCUUCUUCUCCAUGUGAAUUGUUUUGCUCAAUAUGCACUUUGUGGUCUAAAUUUGGGAUACAAGAGAUCUGAUCGACCCGCCAUUGGGGUUGCAAUAUGUGUAUCUUUUGCAAUAGCUGCUCCUGCAGUUGCUGGGGUAUACACCAUUAUUAGUCCCCUUGGGAGGGAUUAUUCGGAAAUGGAUGAAGAAGCACAGAUUCAAAUUGCUGCUGGUGAGAGUAAAAUGCCAGAGCAGUUACGAACAAAAUCGUUGGAAAAGAAAUUUUCCUUUGCGAAAACAGAUGAACAAGGCAAUGUUGAGACUAGGCCACAAUGGAGUGGAGGGAUUCUUGAUAUUUGGGAUGAAAUCUCUCUAGCAUAUUUAUCACUUUUCUGUAGUUUUUGUGUCUCCGGAUGGAAUAUGGAGAGGCUUGGAUUUGGGAAUAUGUAUGUUCAUAUUGCAACCUUUCUCCUCUUUUGUAUGGCUCCUUUCUGGAUUUUCAACUUGGCUGCCAUUAAUAUUGAUAAUGAGACGAUCCAGGAAGCUUUAGGACUUACUGGUAUUAUACUGUGUGCAUUUGGUUUGCUAUAUGGUGGCUUCUGGAGGAUUCAAAUGAGAAAGAGAUUUAAUUUGCCAACUUAUACCUUCUGUUUUGGUGAACCAACAGUUUCUGAUUGCACACUGUGGCUAUGUUGCUGUUGGUGCUCUCUAGCUCAGGAAGUUCGAACCGGGAAUUCUUAUUCUAUUGUGGUAGGUAAUUUUUACAGUAAAGACAUGGACAACAGUAAUCAUCUGCAGCCUUCACCUUCUGAAGAUGCUUCUAGCCCAAGUUCUCCACUUGGCAACAACUGUAACCCAUCCAAGACUCUGACAGCAAAUUCUCCAAGUCCAGGAGGAGUUUCAAAUGUGUAUUGUAAUCCUGAUAGGCAACUUUCUAAGGUAAAACAAGAGUCUUCCACAGGAGGCAAGGAUGAGAUUACAACUCCACCAUCUCCAUCAUUGAUGGAAAGAGAAGCUAGCUAGCUGGAACACCAUUGAAUAGCAUUCUUAUUUACUGAUAAUGAAUUGACGCGGAAUGCUACUGUAAAUUUUAUGUAUCAUGAGUGACUUUGAUACAAUACAUGCCUACAUCCUUUAUAGAUGAUAGUUUUGCUCGUAUAUUUCAUUUCGAACUAACAUUAUUUUCAAAUGGGCAUAAGUGUCUAGAUCAGGAUUAAGUUUUGGAGGAAAUACUUUACUCUCAGCAUUAUUUUCUGAUGGAAAUCUACUGCUAUGUUAUC